GGUAAACUCAGCCAGAGACUAGACCUUGCUACACACCAGAGAUUCCCCAUGGACCGGCGUCCCCACCACUGCAUCGACUGCGACAAGAGGUUCAGCAACCGCUCUGCGCUGAACCAGCACCAGUGCACGCACACAAGGGAGUGGCUGCACCGCUGUUCUGACUGCGGCAAGGCCUUUGCACGGAGCUCACACCUGAGAAGACACCAGCGCACACACACCGGGGAGCGGCCGCAUCGCUGUGCUGACUGCGGUAAGGCCUUUGCACAGAUUGCACACCUGAGAGCACACCAGCGCAAGCACACCGGGGAGCGGCCGCAUCGCUGUGCUGACUGCGGCAAGGGCUUUGCACGGAGCUCACACCUGAGAGCACACCAGCGCACACACACCGGGGAGCGGCCGCAUCGCUGUGCUGACUGCGGCAAGGCCUUUGCACAGAUUGCACACCUGAGAGCACACCAGCGCACGCACACCGGGGAGCGGCCGCAUCGCUGUGCUGACUGCGGCAAGGGCUUUGCAGAGAGCUCAAACCUGAGAACACACCAGCGCACGCACACUGGGGAGCAGCCGCAUCACUGUGCUGACUGCGGCAAGGGCUUUGCACGGAGCUCAAACCUGAGAAGACACCAGCGCGCGCACACCGGGGAGCGGCCGCAUCGCUGUGCUGACUGCGGCAAGGGCUUUGCAGAUGGCUCAACCCUGAGAACACACCAGCGCACGCACACUGGGGAGCGGCCGUAUCGUUGUGCUGACUGCGGCAAGGACUUUGCAGAUGGCUCAAGCCUGAGAACACACCAGCGCACGCACUCUGGGGAGCGGCCGCACCGUUGUGCCCAAUGUGGUAAGGGAUUCUGCACUGCCUCCAGACUGACACUGCACCAGCGCGCACACCGGGGAGCGGCCGCACCACUGUGAUGAUUCUGGUAAGAACGUCAAAAAAACCAGUCCACCCACCAAGCACCAGUGCACGCACACUGCGGGGAGGACAUUCCGAUGUGCU
Messenger RNA from Emys orbicularis (European pond turtle), 997 nucleotides. Its product is annotated as zinc finger protein 436-like. The transcript has a single exon. Bases 49 to 912 code for a protein of 287 amino acids. Lineage: Eukaryota; Metazoa; Chordata; Testudines; Emydidae. The record is from RefSeq and is a predicted model, not a curated record.